Molecule: messenger RNA, 1557 nt
Organism: Gorilla gorilla gorilla (western lowland gorilla)
Lineage: Eukaryota; Metazoa; Chordata; Mammalia; Primates; Hominidae
Product: zinc finger protein 709-like
Exons: 1
Coding region: 1-1068 (355 amino acids)
Biological process (GO): regulation of transcription by RNA polymerase II
Cellular component (GO): nucleus
Molecular function (GO): RNA polymerase II cis-regulatory region sequence-specific DNA binding; DNA-binding transcription activator activity, RNA polymerase II-specific
Source: RefSeq, a predicted model, not a curated record
AUGAAAAAACUCACACUGGAGAGAAACCCUAUAAAUGCAAGCAAUGUGGUAAAGCCUUCAAUCUUUCCAGUUCCUUUCAAUAUCAUGAAAGGACUCACACUGGAGAGAAACCCUAUGAGUGUAAGCAAUGUGGGAAAGCCUUCAGAUGUGCCCCACACCUUUGAAGGCAUGGUAGGACUCACACUGGAGAGAAACCCUAUGAGUGUUAAGGAAUGUGGGAAAGCCUUCAGAUCUGCCUCACACCUUCAAAUUCAUGAAAGGACACAAACACACAUAAGAAUACACUCUGGAGAAAGACCUUAUAAAUGUAAGACAUGUGGGAAAGGCUUUUAUUCUCCCAAGUCAUUUCAAAGACAUGAAAAAACUCACACUGGAGAGAAACCCUAUGAAUGCAAGCAAUGUGGUGAAGCCUUCAGUAGUUCCAGUUCCUUUCGGUACCAUGAAAGGACUCACACUGGAGAGAAACCCUAUGAGUGUAAGCAAUGUGGGAAAGCCUUCAGAUCUGCCUCAAUCCUUCAAAUGCAUGCUGGGACUCACCCUGAAGAGAAGCCCUACGAGUGUAAGCAAUGUGGGAAAGCCUUCAGAUCUGCCCCGCACCUUCGAAUGCAUGGUAGAACUCACACUGGAGAGAAACCCUAUAAGUGUAAGGAAUGUGGGAAAGCCUUCAGAUCUGCCAAGAACCUUCGAAUUCAUGAAAGGACACAAACACACGUAAGAAUGCACUCUGUAGAAAGACCUUAUAAAUGUAAGAUAUGUGGGAAAGGCUUUUAUUCUGCCAAGUCAUUUCAAAUAUAUGAAAAAUCUUACACUGGAGAGAAACCCUAUGAGUGUAAGCAAUGUGGGAAAGCCUUUGUUUCUUUCACUUCUUUUCGAUAUCAUGAAAGGACUCACACUGGGGAGAAACCCUAUGAGUGUAAGCAAUGUGGGCAAGCCUUUGUUUCUUUCACUUCUUUUCGAUAUCAUGAAAGGACUCACAUUGGAGAGAAACCCUAUGAGUGUAAGCAAUGUGGAAAAACCUUCAGAUCUACCUCACACCUUCGAAAGCAUGGUAGAACUCACACUGGAUAGAAACCAAGGCAGGCCAAAGCAGGUGAAUCACCUCAGGUCAGGAGUUCAAGACUGGCCUGAUCAAUGUGAUGAAACCCCUGUCUCUACUAAAAAUACAAAAAUUGGCCAGGCGUGGUGGCCUGCUUCUGUAAUCCUAGCUAGUUGGGAGGCUGGCACAGGAUAAUUGCUUGAAUCUGGGGGGCAGAGGUUGCAGUGAGCCAAGACUGUGCCAUUGCACUCCAGCCUGGGCAACAGGAGCAAAACUCUGUCUCCAAAAAAAAAAAAAAAAAAGACUUGGCCUUGUGAUGAGGGGAUGCCAGCUCUAGACUCCUGGAGCUGUUUUUGCCUUAUUCUCUAAAGACUAAAAUAUUUCAUAAAAUGUAUGGGCGCUGUUUACCAGAAAGUACCUUGGUUAAAACAUAGAAAUUCAUUUAUGCCUUAUAAAGCUAUUUUUUUCAGGUUGGUUUAGUGAGUCACAGGAAGCUAAUAAAUUUGCGUAAAUUGUCUAAA